AUGUUAUUUUUUCUUUCAAGGAAAGUCUGGCAAGAAUUGUUGAGAGAAAAUAAAUGCGAGAACCGGAUGGUAAAGUAGGUGCUUCAGGCCAAGAUUCAACAUUUGUGGAGCAAAGCAUUUGUCGCAUUGCAAUCUAACAAAAGAAAGGAUGCGUCUGUAUAAAAAGAGCAAAGGUAAGCUGUUCAGAUAUUUUCUGUUCCCAUCCUCACUGUCAUCAGUGCAAGAGAGCUACACGGAAUCUCACAAAAAGAAAGUCCCCUCAGUGUGGCUAUUGAGGCGUGUGCUUGACCUCAACUCAUUGAUAAAAAAUGGAUGUCUCAGAAAUGGAGACCGUGCACUCCAACGAUGAAUCUCUCGAAAACUUUGCAAGCAGCGAAAGUACUCAACAUUCAGAAGAGGAACUUGCCGAAAGUGACGAGAGGGCUGCAUUUCGACCUCACAGGCUAGGUUAUGAUCCUAUGACAUAUGGAUCGGAAUUAACUCAUGAAAAAGUGUGGAAAGAACUAGAGGCGAUCAGUUCAGAGUCAAAAAGGCGAAGCAUGAAGAACUUCACCGGCAAAUCCGACGAAGGUGACCAUAAAACGUACUCAGAACCCAUCAACUUUGAUUGUGUUCCCCCAAAAGAGCCUAUACAUGAUCUUAAGAUUCUUAUUGGUAGGGUAUUUUCCGCAUUUGCAAGACUUUCGCGAGCAUCCUUCGGACAAACUUCCAAGAUGGCAUUAUUAGAAGAGUCAGAAGCACGAGCUUUACUUUGUGAAAAUGAGCAACUCCAACACACUUUCUUUAGUACGCUUUCAGUUCCCGCUCAGAAAUUUAUUUCCGGGGUUCUCAUGGGUAAACUUCAGCAUUGUACGGGGGCCGAGCUGCGAGACCCUCGAGAGUCGCCAUUGCAAGACUCUGGAGGCACAUAUAUUUGUGUGCUCUUGAACCAGAAACGCGAUGUAUCUGCUGUCUAUGUCGGUAGAUCCCAAUCUUUACUGCACAGAUUCAAAGGUCAUUAUGCAGAGAUUGCGAAAGCUGUAUAUAGCGAUGAACAUAAGCGACGUCUUGAAAGCUUCUUUCAUCAGUAUGCCGCAUUCGAAUUGGAAAAAGAAGGUUCCUUGUACUUUCUGCCUGCAAACAUUCUUGCAGCACCAUCGCAAGAAUCGAACUUGGUUUGCGCAAUUUUUGAAGCAUUUCUGUCAUGCCUUUUGGGCACAUAUCGAAAAGACAAAAGCUACCUGCAUUUCCGCGCAGAGAUCGGUCUGCCUGCUGUGUCCUAUAUCGGACUCAACUCCACGCCCUGCAUGGAACAGGCCCAAUCUUAUUCACAACAGGACAAGCUCCGUCCCAAUCCUUCUAUUGCACCGAUCGCCUGCGCUUUACACAAUACGUACCUCUACUACGGCAUUUUGUGUCGAAGUGGACAAAACUCACUUGAACUUGAGAGAAUUAAAUAUGAGUACAACCGAUUGUACACGCUAUAUUUGAAAGAGGUUGCACGACUACUACAAUCAGGAGAGUUCCAACUCAGAAUCAAGAGAAGCAAGAGCAAAAUGAGAGGACAGACAUUUUUCUCUUGGAAGGCGAGUAAUUUUGGAGGCUUUUUCAUACCAAAAUAUUGUUUGCAAGAGAUUUUAAAACGCUGCAAAGUCGACAACGAUUCCCAACAGCCUCUGUUUUUGUCGAUACAGUUGCUAGUAGGAGGCAUAAGUGAAGGAUAUGCCUCAGUCGUAUCAAAAGAUGUAUGGUGGGUUGAAAUUACUUCUGAAAGAUUUAGAUAUCCAUCUCCAAUUCCACUCAAUCUUUCAUCGCACAAAGUGGCUUUUAAAGUUUGCUGAUCGGCUCAUUAGAUAUCUUCCGAAGGAAGAGUUCGCCCAGAGAUUGCUCGCAAUCGAGGAACACAGCAGGUCAACCUCUCGAUUUCUGGGAAAAGAGAAAGAUGUUGGGGAGCUACUAAUUGGCAGCUUACCCCUUUCUCGGCAAGGUCG
Molecule: messenger RNA, 1970 nt
Organism: Meira miltonrushii
Lineage: Eukaryota; Fungi; Basidiomycota; Exobasidiomycetes; Exobasidiales; Brachybasidiaceae
Exons: 8
Coding region: 309-1820 (503 amino acids)
Source: RefSeq, a predicted model, not a curated record